Molecule: messenger RNA, 5763 nt
Organism: Melanotaenia boesemani (Boeseman's rainbowfish)
Lineage: Eukaryota; Metazoa; Chordata; Actinopteri; Atheriniformes; Melanotaeniidae
Gene: ptpn12
Product: protein tyrosine phosphatase non-receptor type 12
Exons: 18
Coding region: 450-2858 (802 amino acids)
Biological process (GO): peptidyl-tyrosine dephosphorylation
Cellular component (GO): nucleus; cytoplasm
Molecular function (GO): non-membrane spanning protein tyrosine phosphatase activity
Source: RefSeq, a predicted model, not a curated record
UGUGUGAAUGUGGCAAUCGAGGUAGACUGGGAGGGGUAGAUAGACUGGCCGGACUGGGGUUUUUUUUUUUUUGGUCCUUUUUCUUUAUUUUUCCUUCUUUUGUACAACCAAGUAUUUACAGUUUAUAUUUAUCCACGGUUGUAAACUUAUUUGGAGGACAGGAAAGCAGGCCGUAGCUGCUUUUCUUUGGGACUAAUCGCUGUCGUUGUGAAAACAGUCCAGAAGAAAGAAGGAAAGGGAGAAACAACAUGGGGCGAUAAUAAAAAAAAAAUGUGUUGUUGUGGACCGACGAUGACUCUCUGGGAGGACCCGUGAAGCCUAUUUAUUUUUAUUUAUUCCCCCAUAUCCUUUCCCUUGUGUCCGCUUUUGUUUUAUUAUUUAAAAAAUUGUCCCCCCCUUGCUAGUUUGGAAAAUUUUUGAGGUAAGGCACGCUGCAAGAGGACUGAAGGAUGGAUCAAGCCGGCAUCCUGAGAAAGUUUAUCCAGGGGGUGAAGGCCAUGAGCGAAGGGGACGAGGAGAGGGGAGAGGACAACUUCGGCUGCGACUUCAUGCGGUUACGGCGAUUAUCAACUAAAUACCGUACAGAGAAGAUCUAUCCCACCAAUGUAGGAGAGAGGGAAGAGAAUGUCAAGAAGAACAGAUAUAAAGAUAUACUACCAUUUGACCACAGUAGAGUGAAGCUAACAUUGAAAACAGCCAAUCAGGACACAGAUUACAUCAAUGCAAACUUCAUCAAGGGUAUGGGUGGCCCAAAGGCCUACAUUGCAACUCAGGGUCCACUGCCAAACACUGUCAUUGAUUUCUGGAGGAUGAACUGGGAGUACAACGUAGCUGUUAUUGUAAUGGCUUGUCGAGAAUUUGAGAUGGGAAGGAAAAAGUGUGAGCGAUAUUUCCCACCACUCAGUGAGGAACCUCUGACUUUUGGUCAUUUCAAAAUCUCUUGUGAAUCAGAGCAGCGCAGAACAGACUACUUUAUCAGGACUUUGGUAGUCCAGCAUGACAAUGAAACUCGGAGGAUAACUCAGUUCCAUUACAUGAACUGGCCGGAUCAUGACGUCCCCUCAUCAUUUGACUCAAUACUGGACAUGAUCGGGCUAAUGAGAGAAUACCAAGGGAAUGAUGACGUCCCUAUAUGUGUACAUUGCAGUGCAGGCUGUGGGAGGACGGGUGCCAUCUGUGCUAUCGACUACACGUGGAAUCUCCUCAAAGCUGGAAAAAUUCCUGAGGAAUUUAACGUUUUCCGGUUGAUCCAAGAAAUGAGGACGCAGCGACACUCUGCUGUUCAAACAAAGGAGCAGUAUGAGUUAGUUCAUAAAGCAAUCGCGCAGCUCUUUGAGAAGCAACUGCUGCAGCUGGAGAGUCCCGCCAACACGCAGAUACAUGAUGGCAUGGAUGAAAGCAGUCCUGACAAAGCAAGCCACCAGUCAGAUGAUGAGAAAUGGGACGCUCCACCUCCAAAACCUCCCCGCGUACGCAGUUCCCAGGUAGAAGGCGAUGUUAAAGAGGAGAUUCUCCAGCCCCCUGAGGCUCAUCCUGUUCCCCCCAUUCUCACCCCAUCUCCUCCCUCAGCCUUCCCUACUGUCACCAACGUACGACAGGAGAAUGACCGCUACCAUCCCAAACCGGUCAUACAUGUCCUGUCUACAGCUCAGCACAACGUGAAGCAGAACAAAGAUGUGGACCAGCAUCAGAACCAGUCAGAACCCAGUGCAAUCAAAGAGACGAGUCCCUCUGAGCUGAAAGAGCAAGAUCUGCCAAGCCGCAAUCAGCAGACUCAGGUCUCAAACUUAGAUCUGAAUGACAACUACAACAACAAAUUGUCCUCAACGUCGACAAAGUCAGAAUCAGGCCAAAGCCAGACUCAGACCCCCUCGCCCAACUCCUCAGCUGUAGAUUGUUCUGGUGCUCCUCGGAUCGAGAGGAAGCUCAGCAUUGAGAUUAAAAAGGUGCCGCUGCAGGAAGGACCUCGUAGCUUUGACACGUCCUCCUCUGUGGGAGUAGCAGGCGGACAAGCCACCAGUUUGAGUAACAGCGGUUGCAUAUUGCACAGAGGCCACGCCUUCAAAGCUCGAUCCGGUCAGUCCCUGUUGACGUCUAGCUCCUCUCUGUCGGAGGACUCAGGCACAGAGGGAGGAUCAGGCGGAUGUGGGGACAGUCAUGCCGAUGGGGGGGUCCUCGCCAGACCAAACCACCUUCCUGUGAAGAGCGGAGAGAAGGGAGAGACUCAGGAAGACGACAGAAUGGACAUGAAGGCUGGCCACGCAGCGUGGACGCAGCACCGCAGCAGCCCCGAAAAACUAUUCCCCAAGACUUCUUCCUCCUCUUCCUCCUCAGACAGAGUUGCUCCAUCUUCAUCUUCCUCUUCCCACCUGUCCUCUUCCUCCUCUUCCUCCUCCUCAUCUUCCACUCCUGUUAGGACUGCCCUAAGUUUCACCAACCCCCUGCAUUCUGAUAACUCGGAUGAGGAGGGAAAUGGAGAGAUGCCUGGAGGAAAGGAGGGUUAUUGUAUAAAUGUAUCCACGGCGACAGCCAUGGUAACUGCAUCCUCUCAUCAUGAAUCCCAGCAGCUGGUCAGAAAGGUGUUGCCCAUGUCUAUUGCAGGCCAGAUCACUCCGUCACCCUCUUCAAUCACAGCAAACUGCUGGGACAGCGAUGGCUCCCCUCCCCCCCUCCCUGAGAGAACCCCUGAGUCCUUCAUACUGGCCACAGACCCUUUGGAAGUGAGAACGUCAUCCUCAGCUGAAUGGAGCAGUUCACAGAAAGAUGUGUCAGACUGUGUAAAAACAUCUCCAGCUGAUUCUUCAUCUGCUGGCUGCACAGCAACAAACAACCAAGCAGACUCGGGUGGGGUUCGGUAACCGCUGCAGUCAGCCCAAAGGCCCUCGACAACCCCCCUCAGGGUGGACAUGAUGGAUCGUUCCUUCUGCCCAUCCAUCAACCUCCUCCCUUAUCAGGAGGUGGACUACAGAUUUUACCUGGCUGGUCCAAAAAAAAGAAACAAAAAACAAGUUGCUCUACGCCGCUCAGAUGCACAUUUUUACAUAGAAGCUGCUUCUGUGUAACUCUGUGCUGACAUCCUCCUCUUCCUCCUCAGCCACCGUGCAAAGCUAAGGAACAGUGACGGGGCGAGAGACUUGUCCGUUUUGCUGAUGUUAGACAGUUUGACUUUCGUAGAUGCUGACCUGGGAUCAGGCUUUCCCUGACAAUGCUUAAAGGAUUUUUUUUUAAUUUGUUGUUUGAUGGUAGACUAAGAAUGGGCCCUGUUUUUCCUUUUUCACACUAAAUGAAGAGGGAUCGAAAAAUGACUUUUACACUUUGUUUCAAGCCAAAUGAGAAGAAGGAAGUAAUCAGAAAACAAUGCAGUGGGAGGCGGAUUCCUGAGGAUUGACAAAACUCCCAGAGGUUGUUUGCUGCCUCCCACUGAAUGAACAACAAUCUUCAAAGCGACUUCAGAUAAUCUGUUAUCCAUGAUGCAACCUUUUUAGUUGGAUAUGUGGAGGUUGCCAGGGUGCUCUCUGUGUUUCUUUAUAUUUCUGUCUCUCUUUGCCCCCCUUUCUGUAUGUUGUUGCUAUUUACAAAAGAUCAGCACUGAAACAGAAGCACUAGAGCUGACUGGUACCAACAUUCACCUGUUCUCACCUCCGCUGUGGCCCCCCUGUGGGAUUAUUACUCAUAUGUUGGCUAGCUCUAGUAUUUUGUUUCUGUGCUAUUUCUCAGAGUAAUAAGCUGACAUAGUUUGGUCAUUGCAGUGUUCAGAAAAUAUUUACUUGUUUGCUGUAUGUUGCGUAGCCAGAAGCUAGUUAGUUUGCACAGAUUGAAGCUUAGCUAAUUAGGUGCUAGUAGCUUUGACUUUUCACUGUGCAGACAUGAAUGGAAGCAGUAUUUUCUUGGAGUCAGAAAGAAAAUGAGUGUUUGCUUUAUAUAUCUACUGAUUCUGUGACAUUAACAAUCUUGGCAUAGUGUUGAAAUCUGUUGCUGAAAGCAGGGAUGGUAAAAAAUGAAAAAAAAGUUAAGAUGUUCAAGGAAAUGCAGAAGGCUGUUUAACCAAAGUGUGAUGUUCCCUUUCAAAGAAGAGUUUUUAAAAGGUCAGAAAAUGUCAAACAAGGCAGUAUUAAAAUCAGAACAGACAUUAUUUGUGUUUUACAUACAUAUUAGGGGGAAUUCUGAUAUUUUUACUACCUAUUUAGCAGAUUACUAAUGGCCAAACUGGUCAGCUGUAUGACUCUGGCUCUCACUGCUGGGACCAUGAGCCUGCCUUAGUCCACCUCUUACAGAAGAUAACCAUUGACAGUCCUUCAUUUGUCUACCCUUUCAUGUUUCUUGCUUCUCUUCUCUUAAUUUCUUGCUAAUCUUUGCUGUUUAUUUACCUUGUCUGUCUGUCAUUCCCCUCCUAUCAUCAAGGCCGUCAGUUGAACUUUUUUCUAUCAUAGCUUCUCCUGAAAAACCUCUAGUGUUUCGGAGUAUGAAUGUUACACCUGAAACGCUUGAAACCUGCAACUUGACCGAUAGAAAUAGAACCUCAAGCUCCUCUUCUAUAAAUCAGAAUAAUUUGGUUUCUCAUUGAACAGCUUGUUGUUUACCUGCUUCUGUGUGUGUGAGGCAACAAUCCAAUAAGACAACAGCAGCAAGGGACCCAGGACUACUGUUUUCUCUUUAUUUUUAACAUCUCCUUCAUUACUUAUAGCUACACAGUAUAUGCAUUUUUUAAGACAAAGAAGUGUACAGGGCAGUUUUGGUAAAUAAUAUUGCAAAUUUCUUUUUAUUACCUUAAAUAUUUCUGUUAACAGAAGAUGUAAGAAAGUCAGUGCAUGAUGAUCAUGAUUCCUCCUCUCUACACUAUGUUUUUCUCCAAAGUGUAAAUUAUUCUGCUACCCUUUUUGUUUUUGCUUCUGGCAAUAUUUCAGGGUUGUUUUUUUUAUUUUUGUUUAAACUAUAUGCUUAACAGAUUGAUAAGAUAUUGUUUAAUUGGCUGGCAGGAGAAAAGUAUUGACUGCCAGCUGGCCCACCUCUGAUGACUACAGUGGGCUCUGAAUAAGAUUGUAAUAAUAAUAUUGAGGAUAAUAAUAAUGGUCUUUUUUUUUGUUUUUGGUAAAUUGUAUUUUUAAAGUUAUUUUUUGUACAUGUUGUUUGUUGCAUCACAGAUUCACUGUCUUUCCUUCCCCACUCAGACCUUGACUAAUCUCACAUGCUCUCUUCACCUCUCCAUCGUUUGAGAUUUCUCUUUUUUUUUUUUUACUUUUUUUCUCUCUUUGCUCUUUCAAUGGAAAACAUGCAGCUGAGAUAAAGCAAAUAGUCUGUACAAGGAGAAGCAUUUUUUUUACCUCCUCUGCUGAUUUACAUCGUCCAUCUUCCUCCAUUCCCCACCUUUUCUCAGCCUUUUUAAUUUUUUCAAAAAGGUCCCAUUUUCAGCGCACGUUUGUACUAACAGAUUACUAACUUGUUGGCAGUUUUAACUUAAUCAUUUCUCAUUUUUUGUCUCCCCCCCCCCUUCACACACACACAUACACUCACUCAUGCAAGCCUCGAUCUCAGAAAAGCGCCUACUUGUGCCUUUAAGAGAGCCCUGCCCUCCUCCCCUCACCUUUCCACUGUCCCCCAAUCAUCAUUAGCAUCAUGAGCGAUGUGAUCUGCUGCUGCUUGCUCGUCACCUUCUGUAGGACUCUAACUCAGCUGUGCCCUCGGCCCCAUCCUAACGUCACACACAAACACACAAAAUGUUUGUAUGUUGCAGAAAUCAAUCAGUAAAGAUGAACAUUAAGUAAA